UGUAGAAGAGUGACAGCAAAUCCAACUUGUGAAAUGCAAGCGUGAAAUUGUGAUUGGAAUGGCAUUUCUAAUUUUAGAAGAACAUUAAUGGUUCUGCGUCUCCUGUCUCCCCACUACUCCACAUUAACAAAGAUCAAACCAAUCCAUGCUUACAUGUAGGUGGUCAACUCAUGUUGUUUCCCCUCUACAUACAGUAUCGUGAAAAGAGAUGCAUAGGAAAGCGGUCUCCAGGCGCUUGGGGCGGGCCUUUCAUUCAUUCAAAUUGGGGGUGUAGACAAUCACACAGACAAUCAAAGAUGUGAGUGUUUCCACGGGCGGUGACGAGCGAGAGAGGUAGACUCAGCGCUUACUAUCCUUUGGCUCAAUUUCACCGGUUUUCCCCCCCACCCUAUACGUGGCUGUGCGCUUCACAACACAUAGAAUCGGUGGGAUAUGUAUUGUUCUUGAUAUCAACCGUGGCUUGUUAUUUGACUUGAGGAAAGAAGCGACAACUAAGAGAAGGCCCUCCGGUCAUGAUGGAUUACUCCAAAGCGCAAAUGGAGGGUAGUUCUGCAGGAGCAGCGAUCCACCAGGGGAACCCAGCCGGGGUGAAGCUGGAGGCAGUGAUGGAACAUCUCCAGAGGCAGCUGGAGGCCAAGUUGGACCACCCAGACAAGCAACUCCAGCAAGCGCAGCUCCUCUUCUCCAAACACUCCGCCGAGGCCCGGGCCUUCAGUUCCAUCCCAGACUCCUCCUACUUCGGUCGAGGGGCCGCAGACGUCAAAGCCCACCGGGUCGGUGGCGGGCACCAAACGUACGGCGUGGACCCGGGGCUGCGGAAGGGGGACCUGGGCGAGAGCUACUAUGACGACGGCGGGGACGAGGAGCGCAAACUGGACGAGAGCGAGGGCACAGACGAGAUGGACGAAGAGGACGACGACGAUGACGAAGAAGACGACGAGGAGGAGGGCGUGCCGGGGAUGCAGAUGAAGAAGCCGCGUCUCCACCAGGACUCCGCCGCCUACUACUCGGCCCUGUCCCUCGCCGCCUACUCGGCGUCGUCGCUGGCCGCCGCCGCCAAGAGGCCGGCCUCCCCGCCGCCGCUGGCCGUGAAGGAGGAGCCAGAGGAGAAGGAGCUGGCGAGCUCGGCCGAGCGACAGGGCUUCACGUCACCAGAUGGCUUCGCCGACUGGAGCUUUGAUGAAUCAUCCAAACAGAGAGCCAGUGCUGCUGACCGCAGCGAGGAGAACGAAGGAGGGAAGGCGAGGGGAGAGCCGUCCAGGGACUUUGCAAAGCUUUACGAGAUAGACGGCGAUCCGAACCGGAAGGAGUUUCUGGACGAUCUGUUCAUCUUUAUGCAGAAACGCGGCACUCCCGUGAACCGCAUCCCCAUCAUGGCCAAGCAGGUGCUGGACCUGUACCGCCUGUACAAGCUGGUGACGGAGAAGGGGGGCCUGGUGGAGGUGAUCAACAAGAAGAUCUGGAGGGAGAUCACCAGGGGACUCAACCUGCCCACCUCCAUCACCAGCGCUGCCUUCACACUCCGCACACAGUACAUGAAGUAUCUGUACGCCUUCGAGUGCGAGAGGAAGAGGCUCAGCUCUCCAGGCGAGCUCCAGGCGGCCAUCGACGGCAACCGCCGCGAGGGCAAGCGCUCGAGCUACACCAACAGCCAGUACCACUACUCGCCGUCGCCCACCGCCGCGCCACGCUCCGCCCCCCUCAGCGUCCACGCCGCCAUGGGCCACAACGGCAUAGGCUCCUCCCCCAACGCCUCCUUCAAGAUGAACUCAGUGGAGUCCUCCACGCCGACCCGACCCAACGGGCGGCCCAUGGUGCUGGCUCUGGGGCAGCAGCAGCUGGCCCAGGCCGCCGCCCUGGAGCACCUCCGGGAGAAGGCGGGCGAGGGCCCCGACAAGACCAUGGCCCGCAUGGCGGAGGAACACCAGCGCCUCAUGCAGCAGGCCUUCCAGCAGAACCUGCUGGCCAUGGCCUCCCACUUCAGCUCCAUGAACCACCUCAAGCCCAGCGUCACCCCGGAGAGCAAACCAGACCUGUCUUUGAGUAUCGGCACCAAUGGGGCGUCCGGCAUCAAUGUGUCUGUGGAGGUGAACGGCAUCGUGUACUCUGGAAUGCUCUAUGCCCAGAAGGCGGGGGGCGCGCCUGUGGUCUCGCAGAACGUCACCCCCGCAGGGACCAGCGGCUUCAGCGCGCUCUCCUCACACAGCCCCUCCUCUUCCUCCUCCUCUUCCUCCAAGUGAAGCGGGGCCUCUCGGACUUCUGUCCAAUGAACACACCUGUAACUGAUCUUGACACACACACACACACACACACACACACACACACACACACACACACACACACACACACACACACACACACACACACACACACACACACACACACACACACACACACACACACACACACACACACACACACACACACACACACACACACGUUCCUUUCUAAUCACCCGCUGUAUGGCAAUCUUAGUGAAAUCCACACACAGUUUUGUUUCUGUUCAUGUGGUCCUAUUAUUAAAAGGGUUUCCAGGUUAUUUAAAAAAUGUAAAUUCAGACAACACGUUACCUCUUCUGUCUAUUAUUAUAUACUAUUUUCAAAGCUAGUAUCCUCCUUGGAAAUGUUUGCUUUUAAUACAGUAUUAAAUGCUGCAUACUGGGGACACCCAUGACAAUUACUAACUCCCACUCUCUGCAUAUCUGUAUAUGUAUUAAAUGUCUGUCAGUGGCUGCCUGAAUACAUGUGACCACCUUUCGGAUAUAACCACAAGAAAACAGAACAUGAGUGACAAAGUGCAGCUAAACCAUAACCAAAAAAAAGCCCCAGCUUCAUGUUGUGCCUCUCUUUGUGUGACCUUAUUCUUAACUCGGCAGUGGAUUCAGGCAGGAGUCCCACUACCGAGAAAGCCUACAGGAUUUGAUAUGAAGGGUUAUCUUUCAUCAGGGAAAUGCGUUUACCAUUAAUACCAGUUUUGGGUGGGCCCAUAAUCAAUAAUCCGUUUUGUGUCUAGAAGUUACGGUUUAAUAUGCAUGCUUUUUGGAAUCAAUUGUAUGACGAUGGCAGUGAUGGAGAAUUUAAAUCAACAGACUUUGGUGGAAAGUCGCUUUCUCAGGAAUUAAUUGGUAAGCCAGGUUCUUUCAUCAGUGUCGUUUUGAGUCUCUAAUGGUGUGUUCGUUUUUUUAUAGUACUCAAGAGAAUAUAUGUUUAUUGACCUCACAUUUUGACCUUCAGAAUAUUUUGGUUUUGUCAAGUGAGCGCUGAAACGCACUACCUCAUUCCUUCAGAGUAAUACAUAAGUGCAGUGAGUUGGUGUUAUGUAUAUUUGGACAAUCAAAAGGACAUGAAUCUCUCAAUGCAAUAAAAUGUCUUAACUGUGAAA
Molecule: messenger RNA, 3382 nt
Organism: Gadus macrocephalus (Pacific cod)
Lineage: Eukaryota; Metazoa; Chordata; Actinopteri; Gadiformes; Gadidae
Product: AT-rich interactive domain-containing protein 3A-like
Exons: 9
Coding region: 513-2240 (575 amino acids)
Biological process (GO): regulation of transcription by RNA polymerase II
Cellular component (GO): nucleus
Molecular function (GO): DNA binding
Source: RefSeq, a predicted model, not a curated record